This is a messenger RNA of Dentiscutata erythropus, 348 nucleotides long. NCBI's taxonomy places the organism in Eukaryota, Fungi, Glomeromycota, Glomeromycetes, Diversisporales, Gigasporaceae. The record is from the annotation of a GenBank genome assembly.
AUGUCUCGAAUGUAUAAUAUUGACAUUUGUAUUACUACUAACUACAUGAUUUACGGGGUGAGAAAUCUUCUUUAUGAAGGUUAUUCUUUUCCCAUGCCCCUUGGUACCUUGAAUUGUUUGUUGGACGCCAAAAUGAUCCAACACCUUGGCGAAUCAUACCUUGAGAAUACCUUGUAUAACACUGAUAAACGUCAUGAGAGACAUCUUCUCUGGGAAGAUAUUAUUGGAAUUCUUUGUGAAAUUAUUAAUGGUCUUAAACGAAUUCAUGAUAAUGGACUUUAUCACGGCAAUCUUCACGGCGGAAACUUACUAAUUGAAAAUGAACUUGGAAGUGUCGGUAAAGGUUGA